CUAGGGUUUCAACCACUGUAAAGCGCCGCCGUGCUCCACCACCUCACCGGUGAAAUCCUCCGCAGCUAUACCACCACCACCGCCGACACGACAACUAUCACUGCCCUCAUUAUCAUUACACCGAUUGCAAUUCGACGACAAUAAAGGCUUCAAAGUUUUAAACUACAAUCCACGUACAAUCCAUUUCCUGUUUCAGACAAUCUCCUUUUGUUUUUUCUUGGAAAGAUGUCGGUGGCAUAUCAGCAAAUUUCUGCUUUUAAGAGCUAUAGUUCGUGGGAGAAGGACUCUGCUUUCCAAUUUGUACGCUCCAAUCCUGCAAAUACACACAAUAGGAGUGCAAGAUGGACGACGCCAUCUGCAGCUAUAAUUCCCAAUUUUCACCUACCAAUGCGCAGUUUUGAAGUUAAGAACAGGACUUCUGUAGACGAUAUCAAGUCACUCCGAUUAAUAACCGCCAUUAAAACACCCUACUUACCUGAUGGGAGGUUUGAUCUGGAGGCUUACGAUGCCUUGGUAAAUAUGCAAAUCGAAGAUGGAGCCGAGGGUGUGAUUGUUGGCGGGACAACUGGUGAAGGCCAAUUGAUGAGUUGGGAUGAACACAUCAUGCUUAUUGGCCACACCAUCAACUGCUUUGGCUCCACGAUUAAGGUCAUCGGAAACACCGGAAGCAACUCAACUCGAGAAGCAGUCCAUGCAACUGAACAAGGAUUUGCCGUCGGAAUGCACGCCGCCCUCCACAUCAACCCAUACUAUGGUAAAACCUCACUAGAGGGCAUGGUCGCACACUUCCAAUGCGUCCUCCCAAUGGGUCCCACAAUCAUCUAUAACGUACCAUCCCGAACCGGCCAAGACAUCCCACAGCCCGUUAUCCACUCCAUCGCCGCCAGCACCAACUUCGCCGGCGUGAAGGAGUGCGUGGGCCAUGACCGAGUAAAAACAUACACCGAAACUGGAAUCACCGUCUGGAGCGGGAACGACGACGAGUGCCACGAUUCACGGUGGGACCACGGAGCCACCGGAGUCAUAUCUGUCACUAGCAACUUGGUUCCUGGAUUAAUGCGAGAACUCCUUUCGAAAGGUAAGAAUCCUUCCCUUAAUAAAAAGCUUUUACCUUUGAUAAAAUGGCUUUUUUGCGAGCCAAACCCGAUCGGGGUUAACACCGCUUUAGCUCAAUUAGGGGUAAUAAGACCCAUCUUUCGGUUGCCAUACGUACCCCUCCCUUUGGCCAAAAGGAUGGAGUUCGUGAAUAUAGUGAACGAAAUUGGGCGGGAGAAAUUUGUAGGAGAGAAAGAUGUUCAAGUUCUUGAGGACGACGAUUUUUUGUUGAUCGGUCGUUAUUAGUUAAGCUAACGAUAAUAAUACCGAUCUUUUCGUUUCGUACUUUUACCUAAAUUUUUGACAAAUUUCCGAGUUUACAAU
This is a messenger RNA of Cynara cardunculus var. scolymus (artichoke), 1419 nucleotides long. RefSeq names its product 4-hydroxy-tetrahydrodipicolinate synthase, chloroplastic-like. Lineage: Eukaryota; Viridiplantae; Streptophyta; Magnoliopsida; Asterales; Asteraceae. The transcript has 4 exons. Bases 226 to 1341 code for a protein of 371 amino acids. The record is from RefSeq and is a predicted model, not a curated record. Gene Ontology annotation, molecular function: 4-hydroxy-tetrahydrodipicolinate synthase activity.